Molecule: messenger RNA, 453 nt
Organism: Lactuca virosa
Lineage: Eukaryota; Viridiplantae; Streptophyta; Magnoliopsida; Asterales; Asteraceae
Source: the annotation of a GenBank genome assembly
AUGUCUUCAUCUCCAUCCGAGAAAUCCCAAAACCCACAAUCAGAUCACACCGCCGACCACCCUAAAACCCUACACCCUCAAAACCCAGAUCAAGAAUCUACAGAGCCGUCUCCAACACUCGAAGAAACUGAAAAUCAAGAAGCCGAAGAGGAAGGAGAAUGCGGAUUUUGCUUGUUCAUGAAGGGAGGCGCCUGCAAAGAAGUUUUUAUCAACUGGGAAAAAUGUAUUGAAGAAGGCGAGAAAAACAAUGAAGAUAUAGUCGAUAAAUGUUUCGAAGCUACCUCAGCGUUAAAGAAAUGUAUGGAAGCGAAUCCAGAUUACUACGGCCCAAUUUUGCAGGCGGAGAAGGCGGCGGAGCAGGAAGCAAUCAAGCAGUUGGACAAGGAGAAAGAGGCCGCCGCCGCAGCCACAUCAGAUUCAGGGGAGGAGCAACAGAAACCGGCGAGUUCUUAA